This is a messenger RNA of Myiozetetes cayanensis, 957 nucleotides long. RefSeq names its product CD40 ligand (gene CD40LG). Gene Ontology annotation, molecular function: tumor necrosis factor receptor binding. NCBI's taxonomy places the organism in Eukaryota, Metazoa, Chordata, Aves, Passeriformes, Tyrannidae. The coding region runs from base 55 to 876 and encodes 273 amino acids. Gene Ontology annotation, biological process: immune response. Gene Ontology annotation, cellular component: membrane. The record is from RefSeq and is a predicted model, not a curated record. The transcript has 6 exons.
UCAUGCUACUUGCAAGCAGCUCAUUUGAAGGAGCCCCAGCCAAGUGCAAGGAGGAUGAAUGAACCCUACAGCCCCGAGACACCCCGACCCAUCAGCGGCACCUCGCCCGGCACCAUGAAGAUGUUCAUGGUCUUCCUCACCGUAUUUAUUGUCGCACAGAUGAUCGGCACCGUACUCUUCUGUUUAUAUCUUCACAUGAAGAUGGAUAAGAUGGAAGAGGUAUUGAGCUUAAAUGAAGAUUACAUCUUCCUGAAGAAAGUACAGAAAUGUCAGACAGCAGAAGGUCAGAAGUCGACAUUACUGGACUGUGAAAAGAUUUUAAAGAGUUUCCGGAAUGUCCAGUACAAGGAUGGAGCCAUCAAGGAGCAGCCCAAAUUUGAAAAGCAGAGAGGUCAUGAGCACCAUGAACACUCCCAUUUGACACACAAGAAUGAGACGUCGGUGGCAGCAGAGAAGAGGCAGCCAAUUGCAGUCCACCUGGCAGUUCAGAGGAGCAACAAUACAGCCUCAGGGCUACAGUUGCAGGAGACCAUGUAUGGCCCCACAAACAUCUUGAUAUCCAACCAGAAGGGGAAACUGAAGGUGAAGGAAGCAGGGCUCUACUACAUCUACUCCCAAGUCAGCUUCUGCACCAAGGAAGCAUCUUCAGCACCCUUCACCCUCUAUGUUUACUUGCAUCUCCCCAAGGAGGAGGACCGGCUCUUGCUGAAGGGACUACAGACACAGGGCACAGGGAAGGACUGUGAACUCCGGUCCAUCCGGGUGGGAGGUGUCUUCAAGCUCCGGGAAGAUGACAUGGUCUUUGUCAACGUGACAGACUCUACAAAACUGAUCGUCAGCCAUGGCAACAACUACUUUGGCAUCUUCAAGCUGUAGUGACGGAGGGGCCAUCCUGAGCUGGGGUUCCAGCAUAAUUUUGUUGAGCAACGUGCCUUUCCCUGUUUCCCUUAUUUAUGU